Messenger RNA from Onychostruthus taczanowskii (white-rumped snowfinch), 1761 nucleotides. RefSeq names its product chromosome unknown C5orf63 homolog (gene CUNH5orf63). Bases 164 to 520 code for a protein of 118 amino acids. The transcript has 5 exons. Lineage: Eukaryota; Metazoa; Chordata; Aves; Passeriformes; Passeridae. The record is from RefSeq and is a predicted model, not a curated record.
CGGCGCUCCCGGCGCGGUUCCGGCGGAGCUCCCGCAGGUCUCCUCUGAAUGUCUGGUGGGGUAAAAGCUGCGUGAAGAUCUCCAGAGCUGCAAGGUUUGCUGUCCCCACUCACGUGGGCUCCCUGGUCUGUGUCACCUGUUUUCCUGUUCAGCAUUUCCUUGGAUGAUGGUGCUCUGUUUUCUGAGCAGAGCCCUGCCACGAGCCAGGCAUUCACCCUGCCCACUGGGAAGACAGCUCUGCUCAGCCAGCACGAAUAAGCCAGUGUUGACUUUAUUCACCAAGAAACCAUGCCCUCUGUGUGAUGAAGCAAAAGAAGUUCUUGAGCCAUACAAGAGAAGGUUUAUUCUGCAGGAGGUGGAUAUUACCCUUCCAGAGAACUCAGCGUGGUAUGAUAAAUACAAAUAUGACAUACCUGUUUUUCACUUAAAUGGGAAGUUCCUAAUGAAGCAUCAAGUCGACAUUCAGAAAUUUGAAGACCAACUUAGGAAGCUGGAGUUGCAAAAUGAGGGAAACCAGUGAAGAAAAUGCAGCAGAUCACAAAGGUGAAACGAACUUUGUGGGAAAAAAACAUAUUCCUUAUCUGGCUUUACAUUUCUUAGGACAUAUGAGUCUGAAAAACUUGAGUGCCUUGUCUUCUGUUUUGUAUUAAUCACCCAGCCCAGCUGCACCACUUUUUCUGUGCUGUUCCUUUGCUGCUCUCGUGGGCUGGUGUUUUCCCUGACAGAAUAAAAGCUGCUCCACAACAGCAGAUAAAGUAAACUCUGUUUGUAUGGGGUUGGCAUGGCCAGGUUUGGGUAGUGGGGGGUGUUUCUCUGAGAAGAUGCUGGAAGCUUCCCCUGUGUCCAGCCAGCUCCAGGAGGGAUCCUCUGGCCACAUCCCAGACCAUCAGUGAUGAGGAAGAACAAGGAGAGAAUGUUUAAUAAAAUUACCACAAGCCCCAUUCUCCAUCUCCCUGCACCACUGAGGGGAAGGAGUAAGAGAGAAAAUGGAGAGUGAAGUUAAGCCUUGGAAGAAGAAGGGAAAGGUGGGAUAAAGGAGUUUUAAAGAUUUAGUUUCCUUUGUCUUUAUCCUACUGUGAUUUGGUUGGUAAUAAACAAAUUUCCCUAAGUCUCUUCUUCCUGAUCAGUGACAUGUGGCUGAUCUCUGUGUUCUCAUUUCGGCCCACGAGGUUUUUAUUGUAUUUUCCCUCCUCUGCCCAGCUGGUGAAGGGACUGAUAGGGUGACUUUUGUGGGUGUGUGGCAUCCAGCCAGGAUCAGUGUUUAAGAGAUGAUUAGCACGUGUAGACAUAGAUUAGACUGUAGGUGAGUAGGAGAAUUCCUAGAAGAAGUCUAGGAGACUAAUCUAAAUGACAAUUCAAAUAGAAAAUAGGGCAUUUACUGUUGAGUUAAAAGGACACUUGAUUAAAGACCACACACUCACUGGAAUUGUAUCUGUGAAAUGAUCAUCACAAUUUGAUACAGUUAUUGCUAACACCUCACAGUGAAUAGUUUGUUUUUCACAUUUCAGUUCUGUCUGCCACACAGCUGCAAAUCCAUUUAUCAAGUGGCAAGAAUGCCAUUUUUUCAGGAAUGAUGCAGUUACAUUAGUUACAUAGGCAAUGCAGGCCAGUGAAGGAGACAGAAUGCCCAAGUUAAACAUUAUUUCCAGGAAGAAGAGAAUGACAGAUUCAGGAAAAGACAGCCAUUUUAGGUUAAAUAAUCUGUAGCAGACUGCAGAGAGUUGCUGGUAUUUUUGGUGUACUUAAUAGAUUCUUUAACAA